AUGCGAUACUGGCUGAUCGUCUUCCUCGUUGGGGCCGCGUCGGCGGUUCCGAUAUUUCCGCGGGACGAGCAGGCUCUAAAUGAAACUCCUCGACCGUCAUUUGCAUUGGCCGAAAAGGAGGCAGCAGGCGUCGAAAAAGUGCCGAUCUCGCAGGGCGAUGGAAGCUCCGGGGGCAUCAUGAAAUUCGUCGAAUCGGUAGCCAACCACCCAGUUCUCGCCAAGGUCUGGAAAUUCGUGGAAGAAGCCGUCAAGCCUACAACUACACCUAGCCAAGUUGUAGCUGCAAACCAGGACAACCGACCACGAUCUGUCGCUAGGGCUGUCCCGACAAGCAAGGUCAGGAAGCUGCCGGCUGGGCGCUUCGUGCAAGAUGACGCUGAGAGAUUUGAGGCUUCGCUCAGCAAGGAUGACUCGGCGGUUAGCUUGCAGCAAGACGUGAAGCCGGGCGCUUCUGGCAAAAUCACGGACCAAGUCUGGUCCAAGCAGCUGUUCGGUGAGCGCGGUGUCCUGACGGAGAUUUUCCACCUGAUGGACGAACAAAGGCGCGCAGCCGAGGCGAAUGCCCCUCAUGAAGCUGGGAAGCAGGCUGACUCAUCCCAGCAGAGCGACAGCUCACCCAAGAUUGGAGCCAACGGCAAAUUCGACCUCGCGAAAAUUUUCGACCAAAUCUUCUCCGGCUCCGCGAAGGGGCAACUUGGCGACUCGGAAGGGACAGGUGGUCAACUACCAGAGUUCUUUGGCCUGUGCAACCGGCUCAGCUGCGGCGACAUCUACAAGGCGAUCGAUCAGUUCCGGAAAUCGGAGUUUUUCUCGAAUUUCCAGACCGGACUCCACCUGAUCCAAGACCCGAAAGGCUGGGAAAUCAUCGGGAAAGCCCUCGAAAACCCGGAACUCAUCAGCGAAUUUACCGGAAAUUCCGGCCUCAAAGAAAUGUUCGGCAGCGCCCUCGGGGGUGGCGAUGGCGAGAAGGAGAAGACCGCCGAAAAGUCAAAGACGCAGAUAAUGCCCGAGGACGGGGACUUUGGCACGGAUUUUACGGAUAUAGCCGACGGAUUGAAGCCGAAAAAUAAGGUCGGCGAGGAGCCGGACGUUGCCUUUUCCAUUGACGAGGUCAAGGAGACGUCGUCGGGCGGGAAUGCGGAUUAUUAUAGCGAAUUGACUAAAACUAAAGAGGAAGUGGUGGUGGAUCAUGUCGAUGUGGACACGGUGGUGGAACCGGUGGUGCAGAAGCGGGAUGAAGCCGUGCCGGCGUCGAGGGCGAUUGAAAAAUCCGAUGGCGGUCUCCCCGAGCUCUCGUUCUCCGUAGAUGAAGAUGAGAAUGGGGAAUCUUUGGUCAUCGAGAAAUCGAUAGAUGUGGCUCCUCCGAAAAAGGACAUCUCAAUUCCCAUUCCCAAGACAACACCCCGGCCACUGCAACAACGCGUAAUUCGGGUCACCAACAGCACAGUCCCUCUAAAAAUCUCAAAACUUACAACCAAAUGGGUACCCCCAACCAGCACCAGCCCGGCAACGACUCGGCGCAAUUUCCGGAAAGAUAACGACUACUAUUCGAUGUAUUACGAUUCGGGG
This is a messenger RNA of Mesorhabditis spiculigera, 1569 nucleotides long. The record is from the annotation of a GenBank genome assembly. Lineage: Eukaryota; Metazoa; Nematoda; Chromadorea; Rhabditida; Rhabditidae.